Molecule: messenger RNA, 3007 nt
Organism: Vespa velutina
Lineage: Eukaryota; Metazoa; Arthropoda; Insecta; Hymenoptera; Vespidae
Product: beta-1,4-N-acetylgalactosaminyltransferase bre-4-like
Exons: 2
Coding region: 202-1194 (330 amino acids)
Biological process (GO): glycosphingolipid biosynthetic process; carbohydrate metabolic process
Molecular function (GO): N-acetyl-beta-glucosaminyl-derivative 4-beta-N-acetylgalactosaminyltransferase activity
Source: RefSeq, a predicted model, not a curated record
ACAUUUGUAACUGUCGUCUGCACCCCAUGUCUGAUUUAUUAUAAUUAAGUUUUCAGUUAUCAUGAAAAUAAUUAAUUAGAAGUUUUCGUAUAAAAGUUUUUAAUAAGAGGAUGUACAUUAUUAAAAUUUCGCAAAAGCAACGCCGAUCUUCGAGGAAGCCGUAAGAGUCUGUUAUGAUUGGCAUUUUAAAGUGAGGUUAGAAUGAGAAUUUUUAUAAACAUUUUGAAAAUGUUCAUUGCGUUUCUCUCCGAUUACGCACGUGGCUUAUCUUAUACCGUAAUUACGAUAUUGAUUUUGUGUUAUUGUUUGCAUCCGGCAAGAUUCGCUUCGCAUUAUACAUUUAUAAAAGCUGAAGAUAUUUAUGAUGAAAUGGAAAGAUCAUAUCCACCAAGAGAUAAUUCUUGUACCAUUCCAAUAAGUAACGAACGAUCUUCUCAUUUACUAUAUCCAGAGGAACAUCCUCGAGAAGAUCCAGUUGCCAUGGCUCGUCGUUUAGGAAUCCUCCCUGGAGGACAAUGGAAACCAUUGAAUUGUCAUCCUCUUUUCAAUGUUGCUAUUAUCUUACCAUAUCGCAAUCGACAAACGCAGCUCACCAUCUUUAUGAAUUAUAUACAUCCUUUCUUACAGGCACAGAAUCUUAAUUACAGAAUAUUUGUGAUAGAGCAAAGUCCUAUGCGAGAAUUUAAUCGUGCCAAAUUGUUUAAUGUCGGAUAUGCGGAAGCAACUAAAAUCAAUGAUUUUCAUUGUUUCAUAUUUCAAGAUAUAGAUUUGAUACCACAAAAUCCUAACAAUAUCUACGCUUGUACUAAAAUGCCAAGGCAUAUGAGUUCCAGUGUAAAUACGUUCCGGUAUAAUUUACCUUAUACUGGUUUAUUUGGAGGAGCAAUAGCAUUAACUCGUAAGCAAUUUGAAAGAGUUAAUGGCUUUUCUAAUGUUUUUUAUGGGUGGGGUGGAGAAGAUGAUGACUUUUAUAGCCGUCUACAAUCAAGGGGACUUCAAAUCACACGGUUUGGGCCUGAUAUAGCACAAUAUUACAUGAUAAAUCAUAAGAAAGAAUCUCCUAGUAGUGCGAGGUUUGCAAAUUUAGAGAAUGCUGCAAGAAGAUAUGAUACCGAUGGUAUUAGCAAUCUUGAAUAUAGAGUAUUAAAUCAUCAGCUACGACCAUUGUAUUCUUGGAUAUUAGCUGAUGUUUAGUUUUAACUUUAUACUCCAAUUUGUAUGGUCUUUACAGUCUUUUUAUGUUGUACUAUCUGCAACUAUAGAUAUCAACAAUAUAAUGAAAUGUCAUUAGUAUUUAGUAGUUUAUAUUUACGGUUGUACAUUUACAAACUCAUAUAUGCAAAUUGUGAUUAGAGAGUAACUAGUUCAUAUUAACAAAUAGUAUAUACAAGAUUUGAAUUGUAUAUAUGUGUUUUGCAAUUAUCGUGUUGAUAAUGUGAAAUAGUGUCGUUUUUUACAACAUUACAUGGUAUGGCCUUGGAGUUUCAAUAAUAUAAUCACGUCCAUAUAUUCCUAGCUUCGUAAAGAUAUAUAUUAUAAAUAUAUACAAUGAGAAUGUGUGUGCAUUAUAUCUAUUUAACAAACAUUUUAACCUUUGAAUCUUGCAUAUUUAAGUGAUCAAACAAUUUUUAUAGGAAUAUAAUUUAUAUUUAUAACAUAAACAUGUAAGUUAAACAAAUAAUGAUUGCUCUCAAGUAAUGAAAUUACUCUCUAUUUAUAAUAGCAAAUUAUGUGUAAAGCAAUAAUUAUACUAGUUUUUUGUAUUUUUAAGAAAGUAUUAAUUUUAGAAGCAGAAUAAAUUUAAACACAUUUUUGUAUAUAGAACCAGAAAACAAAAAAUAUUUUAUGAGCUAUGAAAUGUAGCUUUUACUAAGCAUUUAUAUACUUAUUGUGAUAUUUUUUUUUAAUUUAAUUUUUUAAAAACAUUAAAUAUUGUCAAUAAUUAAUUUCGGUUACGAAAUAUUAAUGUCACUAUUAUUUUUAAUUUAUUUAUUAGUACUAAUACUAUUUAAAAUAGUCCAAAUGACUGAGAUGUGAUAAUACUAAUUUUCUGCAUUUAAGAAAUUAAUAUGAUAUAAAAGAUUCUACAAUAAUAAAUUUUAGUUGUACUGAUAUGUUGCAUUUAUUUAUGUAUUUAAUAAUGUAUUAAUGCUGAAUUUUUCAGAAUAUUUUCAAUAUCUAUUUCAAAAAAUUGUAUUAUUUUUAAUAUUCUUAUACAUUAUUACUCUGUUAUUUUGCUUAGAAAAGCAUAACAAAUCUGAAAAAUAUAUAAAAUCUGUACACACAUACAUACAUAUAUAGGGUAACUCAUUUUAUUCUGUAAAUGCAAUUAUCUUCCUUAAAAAGACAGCACAGUUGACCUUCAUAUGUCCUUUACAUGAUCAACUACAAAAAGAUUAGAUUAAAUUACUGUGCUCUCAAAAUAAUAUAUUUCGUUUUAGACAUUUUUCGAAUAUCAAAUUCGGGGAGAUAAUUGUAUUUAUAAAUUAAAAUAGGUCAUUCUAUAUAUAUAUAUAUAGAAAAAAAGACAAUGUAUUUAGCAAUAUUUCGCAGGUAUAUUUAUUAUCUUUCCUGAUUUUAUUAUUUCAUACAUUGUGGAUAGUAAAUUAAAAAAAUAAGAUUAAAUUGUAAUAAUAGUUCAGGAGAGAUGUAUACAGUGACAAUUGUUAAUCCAUGAUUUUAAACUUUGAUAAAACUCAUAAAAAAGAAGGUUAACGUACAUAUCGCUUGUGAUCAUACUAUGUAAUAAAUAUAAUUAUAUUAUAUAUUUACGAAAAUUUUACAUACUACAGAACAUUAUUAUGAAAUUAUAAAGUUCGAUGUAUUAACGGUUAACAAAAUAGUUUAAAAUGACUUGUAAUUAUUAUAGAGAUAAAAGAGGAAAGAUUAUUUUAAGUAUUAUGAAAGAUAAUUUGUGAAAUAGCAUUUUUGUUACUGAUACUUUUUUCAAUAUGUUUAUUAUAAUAAACAAAAAAAUAAAAAAAAUAAAAAAAAAAAUAAAAAAAAA